UGCCGGCUAACUUGCGUCUCACCGUGCUGCUGCCCAGGCUAGGCUGGGCACUGCUGGAGGACCCGGGGUGGGGGUCCAUCCCGGCUGGACUCCGGAGGGAGGAGGCCGAGCUUAGCCCACAGGCCGUAGAGGCAGCUCGAAGCAGUGCUCGGAGCCCGCUCCAGUGCACGCUCCGGGAGCUGCCCGCUCAGCCACAGAGGCCCGCGCGCCUAGCUGUGCGCUGUGGCCGGACUCCGGGUUCGCUGGCUAGCACACCCCUCGCCGUUCCUCGCCUGGCUCACCCGCAGGGGCUGAGCGCGGGCGGGCGGGGGAGGUGAGGGGUACUGGUGUGCGUGCAUGUGCCUGGCUGGGUGUACACCCCGCACGGCGGCGGCGGCGCCAAGACGCGGAGCGCUCCCCAGAACCCGGCUGCCUCUCUCGGCUCUGGCGCCCGCGACCAUGUUCCAGCCUACAGCCAAGCGCGGCUUUACCAUCGAGUCCUUGGUGGCCAAGGACGGCGGCAGCAGCGGGGGCACUGGCGGCGGGGGUGCGGGCUCCCAUCCCUUGGCUGCGGCCGCCUCGGAGGAGCCUCUCCGGCCCACCGCACUCAAUUACCCUCACCCCGGCGCGGCUGAGGCGGCAUUCGUGAGCGGUUUCCCCGCUGCCGCCGCGGGCGCCGGCCGCUCGCUCUACGGCGGGCCCGAGCUCGUGUUCCCAGAGGCCAUGAACCAUCCCGCGCUGACCGUGCAUCCUGCGCACCAGCUGGGUGCCUCCCCGCUGCAACCCCCGCACUCCUUCUUCGGCGCCCAGCACCGGGACCCUCUGCACUUCUACCCCUGGGUCCUGCGGAACCGCUUCUUCGGCCACCGCUUCCAGGCGAGCGACGUGCCCCAGGACGGGCUGCUUCUGCACGGCCCCUUCGCGCGCAAGCCCAAGAGGAUCCGCACGGCCUUCUCUCCCUCGCAGCUGCUGCGACUGGAGCGCGCCUUUGAGAAGAACCACUACGUGGUGGGCGCCGAGCGGAAGCAGCUGGCCGGCAGCCUCAGCCUCUCGGAGACGCAGGUGAAGGUGUGGUUCCAGAACCGGAGGACAAAGUACAAGCGGCAGAAGCUGGAGGAAGAGGGGCCCGAAUCCGAGCAGAAGAAGAAGGGCUCCCACCACAUCAACCGGUGGCGCAUCGCCACCAAACAGGCCAAUGGGGAGGACAUCGAUGUCACCUCCAAUGACUAGGGUGGGCAGCCACCAACCCGUGAGGGCAGAGUGCUGCUCGCUGCUGGCCAGGCCCCCGGAUGGGCCCAGCUGGACUCUGGCCACUCUCCGGCCGGGCUGCGGGAGGCCUCCCGCCACAGCCCCAUAGGGCAUGGAGCCUGGGGCUACCACCGACAGAGGGACAAGAAAUGGCCUGGCUGAGGCCUAGGACUGCUCGACCUUCUCCUUGGAGAACUGCCUGCCUGCCUGGGCAGGCCGACAGCCAUUGCUGCCUCCCAGCCAUUCUCCAUUUCUCUUUUCUUUUUGUUUUGAUGCAUUUCUGUUUUAAUUUAUUUUCCAGGCACCCACUGUAGUUUUUAGUGAUUCCUUGUGUUUCCCUUCCCAGUGGGAACAAUAAAAGUCUCUUAAUGACA
This is a messenger RNA of Phyllostomus hastatus (greater spear-nosed bat), 1601 nucleotides long. RefSeq names its product empty spiracles homeobox 1 (gene EMX1). Lineage: Eukaryota; Metazoa; Chordata; Mammalia; Chiroptera; Phyllostomidae. The transcript has 3 exons. Gene Ontology annotation, molecular function: DNA-binding transcription factor activity, RNA polymerase II-specific; DNA binding. The record is from RefSeq and is a predicted model, not a curated record. Gene Ontology annotation, biological process: brain development; central nervous system development; neuron differentiation. Bases 337 to 1209 code for a protein of 290 amino acids.